AUGAACGAAGUCAUCAAAGUGUUGGAAGAAAGAUCACUGGUAAGUUCAAAAGAAGCAGAAAGUCUACAAUCAACAUUUGAAAAUAAACAUCUUCAAUUUCUGUAUAAUUUCAAAAACUUAAGGGCAUCACCAUCAGGAAGGAGAUAUUCGGAUGAAAUAAAAGAGUUUGCUGUGACUUUAUACUUUUACUCACCGAAAGCAUACAAAUAUGUUAGGUCCAUUAUCCCAUUGUCAAACCAAUCUUUGAUAAGAAAAUGGUCAACUUCGUUUAAAUGUGACCCAGGCUUUAUAGAAGAAGCAUUCACAUCCCUGUCUGAUUUAAUCUCAGGUUCACCAAUUAACAAGGACUGCUGUUUGGUAAUCGAUGCGAUGUCCAUUCGUAAGCAGACACUCUGGGAUGCUGAAAAAUAUCGGUACUCAGGAUUUGUUGAUUUUGGUGAUGAAAUUCAUAAUGAUAAGUCCGCAACACUGGCUUCCGAGGCAUUAGUUUUUCUGUUGGUCGGAACGAGAAGUCAUUGGAAAUGUCCCAUCGGAUACUUUUUAGGAGAUAAAAUCAGCGCCAAAGACCAGGAAAAAUUAGUAUCAAAAUCAUUGGAAAUGGCAGCAAAAGCUGGACUAAAGGUAUGGUCGAUGACAGCAGAUGGGACAGCAGUCAACCUUAGAACAUUUGAAAUUCUCGGUUGUAGUUUUAAUGGCAGUUACGAUGAGAUGACCACUUCAAUCAUUCAUCCAACUACUGGUGAAGAAGUUUUUAUCAUUCUUGACCCCUGCCACAUGCUUAAACUUGCUCAUAAUGCUUUGGCACAUCUUGGGACAAUUGUUGAUG
Molecule: messenger RNA, 826 nt
Organism: Paramuricea clavata
Lineage: Eukaryota; Metazoa; Cnidaria; Anthozoa; Malacalcyonacea; Plexauridae
Source: the annotation of a GenBank genome assembly